ACAGGAACAGGAAGUGAGCCGCAGACAGACAAGUUAAUGUGGUGGUUUGUGGAUUUAACUUCCUGCUUCAGAGAGGAGAACUCGCGCAGGCAGCGGCACGCGGACACGUGCAGCUCUCUCGACCGCUGCUUCUUGUUUCCUCGCCACGCUGUCAGCAGGAUGUGAGUCCAGUUGUGAACCUGCAGAUCCACAACAAAGUCCCCUGAACCAAGACCACGCCAGGACCAGACCUGGACCGGACAAGACCAGGACCAGACCAGACUGCUGGCUCUCAGGAGGUCUGACUGGAUUCUCUUGCUGGUGGAUCAGGACCGUCCUGGUCCGACUCAGGCUGAGAGAUGCUGACAUGUAACAGCAAAACCGUGACCCUGAUCCUGCUGCCGGCCCUGCUGGUGGGAAUGCUGUAUGUCUACCUGAGCAGGUCGUCAAGGUUUGUUCUGGACUUCAAUAAACUGACCCACUCAGAGGACGGAUCUCCUGCUGAAGUCAUUAUGACUCAUGUUUUCCACCUGGUGGCUCCUGACCAUCUGCAGUACAAACAGCCCAGCAUCGUAAAUGGUCGUACUGACGUGGUGACGGUGGCGCCCUGGUUGGCUCCUAUCGUUUGGGAGGGAACCUUUAACCCAGCUCUACUCGACAGCAUCUACAAACCAAAGAACAUCACCGUUGCUGCCACUGUGUUUGCUGUUGGAAAGUACAUCAUGUUCCUGAAAAAAUUCCUCAAGACAGCAGAGGAUCACUUCUUCGUUGGUUUCAAGGUGCAUGUCUACGUGUUCACUGACCGGCCAAAGGAAGUGCCUCAAGUUGAAAUGGCUGCCGGCAGAAAGCUAAUGGUGCGUCCGGUGCCCAGCUCAAAGCGUUGGCAGGAGAUUUCUGCUCGUAGGAUGGAGAUCAUCCAGACGCUGAUAGAGGAGGAGCUUCGUAACGGCACCGACUACAUCUUCUGUCUGGAUGUCGACUCUGAGUUUCACGACCGCUGGGGCACCGAGUCUCUGGGCGGACUGGUUGCUGUGAUACAUCCAGGUUACUACAGAGACGACCGCAGCAGGUUCCCCUAUGAGCGCAGACCACAGUCCAGAGCCUACGUGGCUGCCGGGGAGGGAGAUUUCUACUACUGUGGGGGGGCGUUCGGGGGCCUCCUGCAGGAGGUGCACCUGCUUGCCAAGACGUGCCGCUCAAACUUUGAGGCUGACGCCAAGGAGGGCAUCGAGGCCGCCUGGCAGGAGGAGAGUCACCUGAACAGGUACAUGUGGAUCAACAAGCCCAGUAAGAUUCUGUCACCUGAGUACCUGUGGCAGGACUUCAAAGCCAGAAACCCGGAGAUCCACAUCGUCCGCUUCUCUGGAGUUGUCAAGAACUACGCUGACAUCCGACCCAACGUCUGAGAGUCUGGACUGAACUAAAGUGGACUAGAAGAGCUGUGCCUUGAAACAGGUUUGGAAAAGCUCAGCUACACCUGUAUGCACUUACUUACCCACAAUCCAACUCUUCACAUCUGCAUCAUCUGACACCACAGAAUCAAAAACAUAACUGUCGUUACAUGGUGUCACGACCUGAUCCGUCGCCCUUUGGAUUAACUCAUCACCUCUACUGCACAUGUGCAACUUGUUGAACUUGUGAAAACAAACCGUCGUUUUACAGCGGACUCUUCUCGAUGUGCUUGAGUCAUCCGUCCGAUUGUUUUUCUUUUUAGGCUUCAUGUUCAUUUUCUUCUGCAGAAAACUAAAACUGAGCUGCUACUUUCAGCAACAAACAUCUUGAAGAAGAAAGAUAAAGUUAGCCAGCUAACAAGCAUUAGCUACUGUGAACAAACAGGGGCUAGUUAGCAUAAGCUCUCACAUCAAUAAAUAAAGCAUUCUCCAUCUGUAGCAAUCUAAUAUUUGUUGUCCAGUGAGCUACAUUUUAUUAGCUCACUAACUACUCAAUGCUAGCUCAUAUUCUAUAUUGAAGAAUGGUUCAACCAUCCGUCUGUUUAUUCAUAUUGUAGCUGUGAUGCACACUGACGCCUCUAGGGGGGGUGCUAACAGCAGUUUGUUUUCUUCUACCUAUGUGAGCCUGUGCAAUAGAGGUCAAACAUCCUGAUCUGGUCUAGAGGACUCUGUGGGUUCAGGUGCUUCUUUGUUAGCCAACAAACUGAACCAGGUUUUAUCUGUUUCAUUAAGAGUUGAUGUGACGAGACUCAGGUCUGGUGAUAAGUUAAAGGACGAGUUCCCAGUGUCCCCAGAGUUUCCAGUGUUUCCAGUGUGUUAAACCAGCAGUCAGGUGUCUGUAAUCAUUCCUCCUGUUCAUACUGGAUAU
Thunnus maccoyii (southern bluefin tuna) is the source of this 2298-nucleotide messenger RNA. RefSeq names its product globoside alpha-1,3-N-acetylgalactosaminyltransferase 1-like. Bases 339 to 1385 code for a protein of 348 amino acids. Gene Ontology annotation, biological process: carbohydrate metabolic process. The transcript is spliced from 11 exons. NCBI's taxonomy places the organism in Eukaryota, Metazoa, Chordata, Actinopteri, Scombriformes, Scombridae. The record is from RefSeq and is a predicted model, not a curated record. Gene Ontology annotation, cellular component: membrane; Golgi apparatus; vesicle. Gene Ontology annotation, molecular function: hexosyltransferase activity.